Ricinus communis (castor bean) is the source of this 3264-nucleotide messenger RNA. RefSeq lists its product as uncharacterized. NCBI's taxonomy places the organism in Eukaryota, Viridiplantae, Streptophyta, Magnoliopsida, Malpighiales, Euphorbiaceae. Gene Ontology annotation, molecular function: zinc ion binding. The coding region runs from base 199 to 2505 and encodes 768 amino acids. The transcript is spliced from 9 exons. The record is from RefSeq and is a predicted model, not a curated record.
GGCCUGUGCGGUGUAAGGCAGAUGUUAUAGGACCGACCCAAACCCGGGACUUCGCCCGAUCCAUAUCGUCACGAAUAGGAAGGGAUUGGACAUGUUUGAGUGCAUGGCAUUAUCUUCCAUAGACUCUUGGCUUUGAUCAGGAUUUUGAUUUUUCUUUGUAAUUCGGCGUUGGAUUUCAAUCUAGUAUCGAAAUCAGAUAUGGAAGAGAUGGACACUGAACAGGUAGUGGAAAUUCCAGACACUCCUGAUAGAAUAACUGCGCGUCGUAUCAAUGAUUUGCAUUUAGGAAAAGAAAGUAAUUCAUAUGCAGCUGGUCCUUCAAGAACUUCUGAUCUUAGUAGUAAGGAAUCUUUGAAUCAGUUGAGAGCUAGGGGUAGGCUGGUCAGUGAAAAUGGCUUUAGUAGAAGCCUUCACUUAAAUCCUGGUAGAAUUCCUGUCAAGACGGAUGAACUUGAGCCUCGUAAUAGAUCUAUUGCUUUUUCUCCGUUACGAAAUUCCCAUCCUUCCCGGAAUGCUCCACUAUUUAGAAGAGGAGCAGUGACCAAUAACUCCAAGACUGAAACUCAACAUUCUAUUAGAAUGCAACAGUUGGGCAAAGGGAAAGCUGAGUUUGCUAAUAUCCCAUCUAAAUUACCUGUCCUCAUAAAUGACGAAGUUUUAUUUGACAUGGCUUUUCCUCGUGGUGCAUCCAAAGCUCUGCAUGCGAAAGAGACCAGAGAUGUUCAAGUGUCAUCUAAUAGUGGCUCCUCUUCACAUUUUGCUCCUGAAAUACCCAGCAAUCUCUUCAAGGGAAAGGAAAAGGUAGAUGUCAAUGCAUGUAAUGGUUCUGAUUCAGCUCUGAAUCACGGAAAAGGAAUUGAUCUCACUGGUAGUUCUCCACAUAAAAUUGAAAAACAAGCAUCUGCUUCCCAUCUAUCUGUUACCUCACCAAGAGUUACUGGGCAUAAACGACUGGUGCGAAAUGGUUGUAUUUCUCCACAUAAUAUAGCCACUAGGCAACAGAAGUUAGCUGAAAGUCACCAAGAUUGUUCCAUUGAUGUUGGAACAGACGACUCCAAGAACAUCGUAUCUGAUGGUCCAUCUGAGGUGGAUAUCAGAGAAAUAAUAGUUGGAGAGAAGAAUGAAGAGAAUAAUCAUUAUAGAGCUAAAGGAAAAGGGUUGGUAACCUAUCCUUCUACGUCAACAGAGAAUGAUGCACAAAUUUUUCAUGUAUCUACGAGUUCUAGGAUUGAGAAUAAAGCAGCUAAUGUAACCAGUGAUACCAGCAGAGAUGCGUCAUUAGGUGGUUGGAGAAGUACACGGAACCAUGCAAAGAAAUUAUAUCAUGCAGAUGAUGAAUUCUCUGCUGAUGAACAGCAUGAAAAUAGAGUGGCAAGAAGAAAUACUGGCACUGCAAAUGUUAAGAAUGUACAUGAAUCAGGGGAUCGGGUUCUAGCCCAAACAGCUUCCAGGCAUGUGUCUGGGCUCAAUCAAACAAAUCGACCGCAUCAUAUUGGGAAUAUACAUACUAAAAGACAAAAGAAGCAUGGAUUAACUUCGAGAAAUGACGGGGAAUACUCCACAACAGUUCCUGAUGACUCAGAAAUUAUGCUCCUUGGUUCAUCUGAUGAGUCAUCUAGGUCCAGAUCAUCCAGAACUUCAUAUAGACAACGUAGAGGCAUUUUGCAUCCAAUUUAUGAAGUUGAUGAGUCAUUACCUGAGAGAAGAACUGGCAGCUCUCAGGGAUUAAGUUCGGAAAAUGAUAUUGAGGCAGAUGCUAGGGCAAGACAAGUGGAAGCUGAUGAGAUGUUGGCUCGUGAACUCCAAGAACAAUUAUAUCAAGAGACACCAGCAUUUGGGGGGAGCGAGAUUGAUGAAGAUGCAGCAUGGCUAUUGCGGCAGGUGGAAGAUGUAUUCCCCACUGCUUCUAGUCAAAGUUACCCUAUAUCGCGUCUUAGAAGGCCAGCAACUAUGCAUUCAAAUACACAGCCUCAGCCACGGUCAUUUCAGAACCCCUCAAAUAGGAGAGGAACCCAGUCUCGACUUCCUGCUACUAGAACUUCACAAUUGAGGAAUCGCUUGUUCAACCGGCCUCCUGCAAGAUUACUUAGAGCUAGGAACCACUCGCUUACUUCAUCAUCCACAACAAGGAAUUUCCAGUUUCCUUUGAGCAUGGACUUAGAGAUGAGACUUGAUAUAUUGGAAGCAUUAGAAGAUAUGAGUGUGACAAAUAGUCACAUUCUUCAAGUUCAGCGUGAUUUCAAUGAAAAUGAUUAUGAGAUGUUAUUGGCCCUUGAUGAGAACAAUCAGCAACACGGUGCAUCAACCAAUCGAAUUAACAGUUUGCCAGAGUCUGUAUUGCAGACUGACAACUUUGAAGAAACUUGCGCAAUCUGUCUAGAAACCCCAACUAUUGGAGAAACUAUACGUCAUCUUCCGUGCUUGCACAAAUUUCACAAGGACUGUAUUGAUCCAUGGCUCAGCAGAAGAACAUCAUGCCCAGUUUGCAAGUCAUCCAUAACUUGAUUGCUCUUGCGGAUCUAAGUGCUUAAAAACUAGUGCCACUUCAGGUUAACCCAAUUAUGGAAGCAAUUUUUGCAAAAGGUAAAUCACAAGAGUUCCACUUGGAUGCAAAACUGGUUAUUCCUUUUUCAAAUUUUGAGUUGAAUGUCCUUGGUCAAAAUGCUAAUGGUGUCGACUGAAUCUUAGUAUAGAUGGUGGUGAUGAGACUUGCUACAACUACUCUUGUAUUAACCUAUGACCUCAAGUUGGGCAUAGCUUUGUAGAUUGGGAUUGAACUGAGCCAGGCCCUGGUAAUUCGCAAACAGGAACCUUGAACAAUAGAUUUCUGAUGAAAUCAGUUAAGAGGGAAACGAAUAAAAUCCAGAAGCUCAGGCAUCUGAGGUGAUGAUCUGGGGCAUUUGAUGCACGAUCCGAGGGUAGAAGCAAGUGCAAGCUUGCAUGGUCAUGAUUCCUUUUGUGCCCUGCAUGGGGUCUUCUUCAUACCAAUAUUAAGGUAUUUAACCUCAAUUUUCAAGCAGAAUCAGUUGGUAAUUAUACCCUUAUUUACUCAUAUACAAGGGACGCCUACACUUCUGCUGCAGUGUAUUUCUUUGUUUUAACGUGUGAUGGUAGAUUGCCGAAUAUAUAUGCCUAUUGACGUUUGACUAAUUGAAUCCUAUUAUCUACGAACGUGAUAGAUAAUAGAAUUAUAUGGCACUAAUUUUCAUCAAGGUCUCCAUAUUACAGAAAUCCGAGAGAUGUAUUUUUCCUUUUUCUUUUCAA